AUGACCAAAAUUAGACCAACGGAAUAUAUUUUCCGAACAUUAGACAGUUGUACAAAUCAUGCGAUAAACCUUGAUCUCAAAGAAGAAGCUAAUAAACUACAAAUUUAUCUAAUUAAAAAUCCAAAAGAAGAAGAAAAGUUGUUAUUAGCUCUUAAAAGUACCUAUAAAACGAAAGAAGAUAAACGAAGUCUUAUGAAAUAUUUCCUUAAUACUAUAACUGAUGAACAUCAAGCACGAACAAAAAUUAAAAUUACGGAUGAAAUUCCCAACGGUAUGCUUACAAUUUAUACAACCGAUACCGUUACUUUAUUGUACUGGUUCAGAAUGGACUUAUCAACCAGCAAAAAACGUUAUAUGAAGAGUUGUGAUAUGAGCUCAAAGAACAUUAUCAAAAUUUUCUUCAGGAAAAUUUCUGAUAAAACAUAUAUUCCGAUAUACCUAUUCCUUUCUGGUGCUGGCACGGGAAAGUCAAGAAAUGCUGAAGAAUUUCAUAGAACAGCAAUUGCAUGCCUUUCGGAAGAUGAGGAUCUUAAUCUGAGAAAGAAAAUUGAGGAUGCUUUUGUAUUCAGCGUUGGGUUUGAAAAUGGAAAUAGCUUGAGAUGCGAUGUAGAACAAAGCGCGUACAGAUAUAUUGGUACUCGAAUGCUUAAACAACUACUUCCCGAUCAAGAUUUAGAUCUGAUCAUUUCUAAUUAUGAAGCACCGUUAACAUGGGAGGUUUUUGAAUUGGUGUCUAAAUACGAAAAUCGUGAAUUAAAAGAAAUGACAAUUUUGUUGAUCAUUGACGGUCUACUAAACAUAAUGAAAUCGAAUAAUGAUUGGAAUGACAAGACAUCUGAAUUCUUUAAAACUUUGACGAAUAUACAUGACCUUGCCUUGCGAGGUACUUUUGUGAUACCAUUAUGUACUGCAACAGUCACUGAUCCAGUUGAAAGUGUAUUGAAAAUCACACAUAGUAAACGUGUAUAUUUGUCAAUUGCUUCUCUGGAUCCCCCUACCAUUAUUAAAAGCGGUGUUGUGACUUCUAUCUUUCAAACAGAUGAUCAUAUCAUUAAAAUGUUGGUAAAUGACUGUGGUGGACAUGGGCCCUCAAAGGCUAUUGCACGAGCAACACUUACUCGGCAUCUCUUGGAAUUUAAUAAGCAUGUUCCUGGCACAAAAAAGUAUCCCGACCAUAUUGUACAACCUGGGCUAAUUCGUUAUGUUCGUGAAAGUAAUUCCAAUGGCAAGGAUCCAUACUUAGAGACUGGUCCUUCUGCGACUAUGGUGACCACAGUUCUAACGAAAAAUCCGACAUGUCCGCCAGGAUCACAGUUCUGGCAACAUUUUGAACAUUUCGUUGCUUCUUUUCGCACACUAAAAUCAAGAAAUCUAAAUGAUGGCGAAUUAACAUCAAUCUCAAGCAUUCACAUUGGAGCGCGUUUGAAUGGUGAUUUUGAAUUUAAGAAUCAUCAUUUGGAGUUAGAAUGCGCAGUACAUCAAGAAGACACAAAUCCAUCAAACUAUGGAAAGGGUAUAAAGAAGAUUAUAUGUGAAGACAAGACUGUAGAUGUACGUGAAUGCAAGUAUUGUAUCAUUAAUGGUGCAUCUGCGCCAUAUGGUGAUGCGUUACUUGGGCUAGAUGUUAAUUUAAAAAGUCUUGCAUCGAGUAAAGACUUUUUUAUUUUGAAUAUAACCACAAAUUGUUUGGAUUUCAAACUACCAAAAAACUCUGGAAUUGUAGACGCGUCCAAUUGGGACAAAUAUUUCGGUCCUUAUUCUGGUAGGGCAUAUGCUUACGCUAAUGUAGGUCCUUUAAACAUUAAUAAGGCAAGUCGCAGAGAUCUCCUGUCGGUGUAUGGAAUUGGUGAAACUUGA
Molecule: messenger RNA, 1857 nt
Organism: Funneliformis mosseae
Lineage: Eukaryota; Fungi; Glomeromycota; Glomeromycetes; Glomerales; Glomeraceae
Source: the annotation of a GenBank genome assembly